Molecule: messenger RNA, 1265 nt
Organism: Phacochoerus africanus (Common warthog)
Lineage: Eukaryota; Metazoa; Chordata; Mammalia; Artiodactyla; Suidae
Gene: FBXO2
Product: F-box protein 2
Exons: 6
Coding region: 83-958 (291 amino acids)
Biological process (GO): glycoprotein catabolic process; SCF-dependent proteasomal ubiquitin-dependent protein catabolic process
Cellular component (GO): SCF ubiquitin ligase complex; cytoplasm
Molecular function (GO): protein binding; ubiquitin protein ligase activity
Source: RefSeq, a predicted model, not a curated record
CUCGCCGCCGCCGCCGCCGCGGGACUCGGACAGCCCCGCAGUGCUUCGGCUCCUCCUCCUCUCGCGACCGCCCUCCGCAGCGAUGGACGGAGACGGUGACCCAGAGAGCGUGUGCCAGCCGGAGGAGGCAAGCCCGGAGGAGCAGAAGGAGGCGUGCACGGAGGAGGCGGGUGCCGAGGACGAGGGGGAGGAGGAGGAGGCGGCGUACCUGGAUGAGCUGCCCGAGCCGCUGCUGCUGCGCGUGCUGGCCGAGCUGCCGGCGGCCCAGCUGGUGCAGGCCUGCCGCCUGGUGUGCCUGCGCUGGAAGGAGCUGGUGGACGGCGCCCCCCUGUGGCUGCUCAAGUGCCAGCAGGAGGGGCUGGUGCCCGAGGGCGGCACCGAGGACGAGCGCGACCACUGGCAGCAGUUCUACUUCCUGAGCAAGAGGAGGCGCAACCUGCUGCGCAACCCAUGCGGGGAAGAGGACUUGGAGGGCUGGAGCGAUGUGGAGCACGGUGGCGACGGCUGGAGGGUGGAGGAGCUGCCUGGAGACUCUGGUCUGGAAUUCAUCCAUGAUGAGAGCGUCAAGAAGUACUUCGCCUCCUCCUUUGAGUGGUGUCGCAAAGCGCAGGUCGUUGACCUGCAGGCUGAGGGCUACUGGGAGGAGCUGCUGGACACCACUCAGCCGGCCAUCGUGGUGAAGGACUGGUACUCUGGCCGCAGAGACGCCGGCUGCCUGUACGAGCUCACGGUGAAGCUGCUGUCGGAGCACGAGGACGUACUGGCCGAGUUCAACAGCGGGCAGGUGGUAGUGCCGCAGGACAACGACGACGGGUGGAUUGAGAUCUCCCACACCUUCACCGACUACGGGCCUGGCGUCCGCUUCGUUCGCUUCGAGCAUGGGGGACAGGACCGCGUCUACUGGAAGGGCUGGUUCGGGGCCCGAGUGACCAACAGCAGCGUGUGGGUAGAGCCCUGAAUGACCCAUCCUCCAGCCUCCCCCAGCUGACUUGGAGGGGCGGAGGCCCCCGGGGGAGAUAGGCCUUAGUUGGUAGCAUCCUCACCUGCCCCAGCCCCAAGCACUCCUUUCCUGUCCGGUACUCGAGCCCAGCCCCUACACCGCGAAAGAGGGGUUCUGAUGGUAUCUGUUUGCAUCUAGAAAGUAAGAUGAGUGAGGGCCAGGGCCUGGGCUGGGCCCACCGCUGAAUCGCCAGCACCUAGCACAGUGCCUGCCACUAAACGGGAGCUCAAUAAAUGUCUGUCCAAGGAAGGAAUGAUUGAACAAA